CAGUACGCACCCGGCAGACUUCCAGAGCUAGCUACACGCUGUUGGUUCGAGAUAUCCCCUAAACUGAGACAAAAUUAAAAUAUACAUAAAAGGGGAGACGUCGUCUUAGUAAAGUACAAGAAGUAUAUGUGCAGAGAUGAAAUUAUAUGUGAGUGAAGGUAACCCACACUGUUUAAAAGUGUUGGCUGUACUGGAAACAACUGGAGUAAAAUGUGACGUUCAACAUGUCAACCACGAAGAGAAAGUGGUGCCAUUCCUCAGUCGUGCAACCUUGCCAGUUCUGCAUCUUCCCAGUGGUCAGUUCCUGUUCAGUCCCAACGCCAUCUGCCAAUACCUGUUUGAAGUUAGUGGGAAACAGAUCAGCAAACAGAGCCACCAAUGGCUAGAAUGGGAGGCAACAGAACUGCAGCCUGCGCUGAUGCACGCCCUCCACUUGGCGACAGUGCAGGGGAAAACAGACUCAGCCAAAGCCCUUGUAGCUCCACUCAGCUACCUCGAGCAAAACAUGAGCAAGAAGACAACAGCCUUCUUGAUAGCAGAAACUGUUGAAGUUGCAGACAUUGUCCUCUGGGCGGCGCUGUAUCCUGCUUUCCUUGAACGGAGUUUCAAUAUGGGAGAGCAGAAGUCCACACAGAGCUGGUUCGAGAGCGUGGGCUCCUUGCCAGCCUGCCAGGCCUCUGCCCAGAGCGUGUUCAAGGGGAAGGGCUUGGAGGUCCUGAAGGCCUACCUGCAGAAGCAGCCUGCUCCACAUGGGCCCCAGGCCCAGCACAGGGACUCGCACUCGGGCAGCACCGGCAGCCCACAGGAGUCUGAGGUGUCCGACCGUGUCAUGACGGAAGAGGAGAUUGAAACAGCUGAACAGAAAUGGAACCAGAAGAUUGACUGUCAAAGCAAGCCAGAGAGGAAGCACCCUAUCCUUCCGGAGCAGGGCAAGCGUAAUGUGCUGAUCACCAGUGCUCUGCCCUACGUCAACAACGUGCCCCAUCUAGGGAACAUCAUCGGCUGCGUGCUCAGCGCUGACGUCUUUGCAAGGUAUGGGCGUCAGCGGGGGUGGAACCUGUUGUACAUCUGCGGGACAGAUGAGUACGGCACGGCCACGGAGAACAAGGCGCGCGAGGAGGGCCUGACGCCCCAGCAGAUCUGCGACAAGUACCACGCCAUCCACACCAGCAUCUACAAGUGGUUCCAGAUAGACUUCGACUUCUUUGGCCGCACCACCACGCCAAGACAAACCGAGAUCGCUCAGGACAUCUUCUGGCGUCUGAACGAGCGUGGCUUCCUCCAGGAGGACACGGUGGAGCAGCUCCGCUGCGAGAAGUGCCAGCGUUUCCUGGCCGACCGCUUCGUGGAGGGCGUUUGUCCCUUCUGCAACUACCCAGAAGCCCGCGGGGACCAGUGCGACAAGUGUGGCAAACUCAUCAACGCUGUGGAACUGAAGGAGCCCCAGUGCAAAGUCUGCAAGCAGACACCAGUCAUCCGCUGCUCCAAACACUUGUUCCUGGACCUGCCAAAGUUGGAGACAAGUCUGGAAAAGUGGCUGGAGCAGUCGUUCAGCGCGGGGGACUGGACCACCAACGCCCGCAACAUCACGCGCUCCUGGCUGCGGGACGGCCUGAAGCCUCGCUGCAUCACGCGUGACCUCCUCUGGGGCACCCCUGUACCCCAUCCCGACUUCGCCGGAAAGGUGUUCUAUGUGUGGUUCGAUGCCCCCAUCGGUUACUUGUCAAUUACGGCCAACUACACAGACCAGUGGGAGAAAUGGUGGAAGAAUCCAGAGCAGGUGGAGCUGUACAACUUCAUGGCCAAGGACAACGUGCCGUUCCACAGCGUGGUCUUCCCCUGCUCGUUGCUGGGCGCCCAGGAUAACUACACACUAGUUAACAACCUCAUCGCUACAGAGUACCUGAACUACGAGGACACUAAAUUCUCCAAGAGUCGUGGCGUGGGCGUGUUUGGCGACAUGGCCAAGGACACGGGCAUCCCGUCUGACGUGUGGCGCUUCUACCUGCUGUACCUGCGGCCGGAGGGCCAGGACGCCGCCUUCUCCUGGGCAGACAUGGCCCUCAAGAACAACUCCGAGCUGCUCAACAACCUGGGCAACUUCAUUAACAGGGCGGGCAUGUUUGUGUCCAAGUUCUUCGAGGGCAUGGUGCCCCAGGUGAGCCUGCAGGAGGAGGACAGGCGCCUGCUGGCCCAGGUGGGCUGGGAACUCAAGCAGUACAUCCAGUUCCUGGACAAAGUCAGGAUCCGUGACGCCCUGAAGUGCAUCCUGAAUAUCUCUCGCCAUGGAAACCAGUAUAUCCAAGUCAACGAGCCCUGGAAGAAAAUCAAAGGCGGCGAUACAGACAGGCAGCGCGCGGGCACUGUGACAGCGGUGUCGGUCAACAUGGCAGUGCUGCUGUCGGCCAUGCUGGAGCCCUACAUGCCCACGGUCAGCGAGACCAUCCGUGCCCAGCUGCAGGCGCCGCCGGCCUACUCCCACCACAUGCUGCAAGGGGAGGGCAACUUCGUCUGCUCCCUGCCAGCCGGCCACCGCAUCGGCACGGUUAGCCCCCUGUUCCAGAAACUGGAGUCCGAACACAUUGAGAGUCUGAAGAAGAGAUUCGGAGGGCAGCAGGAUGAGGAAGAGACACCCAAGAAACAGUCUCAGACCACCACCCAGAACGACGCGGCGCCCAAACCCAGUGCCGCCGCAGCCGCGCCUGUGCCACAGGCGCCCGUCACGGCUGACCCCGAGCUCGCCAGGCAGCUGACGGCUGCCGUAGCCGAACAGGGAGACAAGGUCCGAGAGCUGAAGGGCCAGAAGGCGGAGAAGGCUGUGAUCACAGCAGAGGUAGCCAAACUCCUGGAGCUGAAGAAACAGCUGGCCUUGGCCGAGGGAAAGAACCCAGAACCUGCUCCGCAGAAGGGGAAGAAGAAGUGAG
Messenger RNA from Engraulis encrasicolus (European anchovy), 2924 nucleotides. RefSeq names its product methionyl-tRNA synthetase 1 (gene mars1). Gene Ontology annotation, molecular function: ATP binding; methionine-tRNA ligase activity. Bases 137 to 2923 code for a protein of 928 amino acids. Gene Ontology annotation, biological process: methionyl-tRNA aminoacylation. The record is from RefSeq and is a predicted model, not a curated record. Gene Ontology annotation, cellular component: cytosol; aminoacyl-tRNA synthetase multienzyme complex. The transcript has 22 exons. Lineage: Eukaryota; Metazoa; Chordata; Actinopteri; Clupeiformes; Engraulidae.